CUCCCCUCCAGGCGCGCGUGCGCAGUGGGGCCCGGCCUUUCCCUCCACGCCAGGCGCCGAGCAAGAUGGGGCACCAGCAGCUCUACUGGAGCCACCCGAGGAAGUUCGGCCAGGGAUCCCGAUCCUGCCGCGUCUGCUCCAACCGCCACGGCCUGAUCCGCAAGUACGGGCUCAACAUGUGCCGCCAGUGCUUCCGCCAGUACGCCAAGGACAUCGGCUUCAUCAAGCUGGAUUAAACAUCUGUCCACCCGCAGAGAUGGCCUCAAGAGGACGGCAAACAUGGAAGCUGCUUCAGCCGGAUGAGACCCUCUUGCCGCACAUAAGAUGCUUUUGUGUACAGAAAAAUAAAAAAUAGGGACUUGUUUGCCCAGAUUCUCAAA
Messenger RNA from Podarcis muralis (Common wall lizard), 380 nucleotides. Its product is annotated as small ribosomal subunit protein uS14. The record is from RefSeq and is a predicted model, not a curated record. Gene Ontology annotation, molecular function: structural constituent of ribosome; zinc ion binding. Gene Ontology annotation, cellular component: cytosolic small ribosomal subunit; ribosome. NCBI's taxonomy places the organism in Eukaryota, Metazoa, Chordata, Lepidosauria, Squamata, Lacertidae. Gene Ontology annotation, biological process: cytoplasmic translation.